Molecule: messenger RNA, 2763 nt
Organism: Haemonchus placei
Lineage: Eukaryota; Metazoa; Nematoda; Chromadorea; Rhabditida; Trichostrongylidae
Source: the annotation of a GenBank genome assembly
ACUCAAAUAAUAGUUGAAGAAGAACCGUAUGAGGAAGAAGAGCCUCCUGUGGGACCAACUGUGGAAGAACUUCGAUUACCAGAUGCUCUUGAACCGGUCUGGUAUAAUGGAACGUUGAAGAUGUACCUCCCUGGAUAUGUGGAGUUGCCUGAGGGAAAGAAUUUCACCACAGAUGGCAACAUUAUGAUCAGAUUGGCUGUAAAAAAACCUACCGACGAGAUAGUGCUGAAUGCCAAAGAUCUCACUUUUCCUACGGAUGUCAAUAAAGUGAAAAUCCUUACAGAACGACCUGCUUCGAGAGCCAGGCGACAGACAAUGAUUGACUCUCCGGAAGUGAAAAAUUCGACUGAAGACGGGAUGGCUAACUCCACGCGGGAGAAACUGAAGAAUACCACGGAAAUAAAAGGGGAAAUUCCCAAUGAAAUGGAAAUUGUUGAGGAAGAACCCAUAGAGAGUCCAGUCAAACGUUUGAUGCUUGUUGAAGGUGGACCGAAAGUGAAGAAAAUCCUGUAUAACAACACGCUUGAGAAAGUCUUCUUUACUCUCGACAGUCCCCUUGAAGCUGGAACUUCUGUAGUUCUUCAGCUACCCUUCAGCGGUCAAAUUCCAGACAAUCUCACAGGAAUCUUCUUUUCAAGCUACAAGAAAGGCGACGGAGAUAGCAGUUUGCUAGCCGUUAUGGACUGUCAACCGGCAUCGGCUCGAAAAUUAUUUCCAUCUUUUGAUGAACCAAAUUUCGUAGCCCCUUUGACAUUGACCAUUCUUCAUCCGAAUGGCACAACAGCAAGAGGAAAUGCAAUGGAAAUCACGGAUGCAGAGCCGACGUCUGAUCCAUUAUGGGUAAAGACGUCCUUGGACGUUGCACGGUCAUUACCCACAUCAUCGACAGGUUUCACUUUGACAAACUUCGAUAAAGCACAAACUACUACAGACACUGGAACAAAGAUCAGGGUGUAUGCCCGUCCAGAAGCCAUCAACCUAACCGGACAUGCCUUAGAGACGUCUGUCAAAGCGUUCGAAUUCCUACAGAAGUACCUUGCCGUCCCUCCCCGAAGCACAAAACUGGAUGUAUUCGCCCUCCCCGAAUUGUCAAAGGAAGCAAUGUGUGGUGAUGGAUUGAUUUUGGUACGCGAAGACCGGCUUCUCUACGAUCCUCAAGUGGAUUCCAUUGAAACGAAAGUGCAAGUCGCUCAGACUAUCUGUCAUGAAUUCACGAAACAGUGGUUUGGAAAUGUCAUGGGUGAUUCCGACUUGAAAGCACUGUGGCUGAAUGAGGCUAUGGCUAAGUACAUGGAGUAUAUAUGCGUUGAAAACAUUUUCGCAGGAUUGGAUAAGAACAGCCUUCAAACAGUCGACUCGAUGGAACAGGCACUGCUCGAUGACGCCCGUUCAUCAUCCCAUCCGAUGAGUAUCGAGGUGGUCAGCCCAUCCGGAGUCAGCUUGAUGUCCGAUGAAAUCACAAAUGAUAAGGGUGCAGCACUGCUCCGUAUGUUAAAUGCGGUUAUCGGAGAGGAAAAAUUCCAACGUGGUGUUCAGGACUUCCUUAAGGCUCAUCAUGAUCACUCGGAUACGACCGAAAAGGAGAAUUUGUUUGAUGCAUGGAACAAUGUCGUGUUAGAUUUGAAAUCGUGGGACGGUGAGAAGCUCAAUGUUGGUGACUUCAUCGACAAAUGGAUCAAGCAAAUGGGCUACCCCGUCGUCGAAGUUUACCGUAUCGAUCCCCACACCGUCGAAGUGACACAAAGGCGUUUCAAGUUGGAUCACCUCACACCAGAAAAGGCAAAGUACCGGAACGCCCUGUAUUGGUACAAAUGGGACGUGCCAAUUUUCUAUCAAUUGAAUGGAAAACCCCAAGAUAUGGUGUGGCUUCAUGAAGCCAUUCGUCUUCCUCUCAACGUCUCCGACGAGAUUCUGAUCAAUCCCGAUUCUCUUGGGUUCUAUCGAGUCAACUACGACGAUGAAGGUUGGGCUGAAAUUGCCCGUCAGUUGGAAGUCGAUCACACGACAGCGUUUGCCGUUAUUUCGUACCUUCCAAAAGAAACCGAUUAUUUGCCAUGGUCAGUUGCUGUGACAGCGCUGGAGAACUUCUACAAUCGUCUUUCAGAUUCCGAUCUCGAAGAAAGCGCUAACGAAUUCGUUUUGGAGAAGCUCACACCAAUUUUCAACCUUAUCGAUUUGGGCAGCCUGAAUUUCGACAAUGGAGACGACUUUCUUGCAAGCACAACAAGAAGGAGGAUAGCCAAGCUGUACUGCAAGCUUUCACCUGACGUAUGUAAUGAGAAGUUGACUAAUCAGUUCAAAAAGAACUUGCUAGCUCAAUGCGACAAGAACAGCAGCAUCGCUAGCGCUUGUUCGAAGGUACCUUCCAUUGGACGCUCGAUGGUGUACUGUGUUGGUGUGGCUCAAGGAGGAGACAAAGACUUCAAGAAAAUUCAUGAGCUAUCGCAAGACGAGUUGUGUCUUACAACCACCAAUCAACAACUGAUCGAUUUCAGUUUACUGUAUGAAAGCAUGGAAUCCGAAGACGGUGCAGUUCGAAAGUCAAAUGUGCAACAGUUGGUUACUGCUAUGAACGAUCAACUGGUGGGAGCCGAAAUUGUAACCGAUUUCGUUCUGGACAAUUGGAAGGAGCUGACAAACACAUUCGCACAAGAUCGUGAUAACUUGCAAGCCGUGUUAGGAAAUGCGCUCGAUCUCAAUAGUGAACGAGAAAUCAAGCAGGCGAGUAAUCGUCUCAGAACUUGUAAGCAGACAAGUAGUUGA